Molecule: messenger RNA, 4392 nt
Organism: Dendronephthya gigantea
Lineage: Eukaryota; Metazoa; Cnidaria; Anthozoa; Malacalcyonacea; Nephtheidae
Product: sodium/calcium exchanger 1-like
Exons: 4
Coding region: 366-3140 (924 amino acids)
Biological process (GO): calcium ion import across plasma membrane; sodium ion transmembrane transport; cell communication
Cellular component (GO): axon; sarcolemma; postsynapse
Molecular function (GO): calcium:sodium antiporter activity
Source: RefSeq, a predicted model, not a curated record
AUUUGUCGAGAGAGCUUAUAUGUGGGCUGACUCGGUCACAACCAGCUGCAGUAAAGAAAGCUCCGCGACAAUAAAGAUUUAUGGAACGACAGACAUUCUAGUCUUAACCUGAAUUGUAAAUCGCCUGCCUCUUUCGAUUUUAGCAGUUGACAGACGGAAUAACACCUUACGUUAUCUGUCAGAACAUUUGAAUUGAUAAUCAUUUGUGUUGCAGUCAUCUCGGCUGGCGUACACCGUUGUAUUUCAGCUGCCACAAGAAUAUAUAACCGCCUGCUCGCUAAAGAACGACAAACUAUGGCAUUUAAGUAGUAUUCGAGUGUUACUUGUGCAAAGCAAAGUGUUUCAAAAAAGAGAUAUAUUGUGUAAUGGCAAUUUGGCUACGUAUUCUCUCCUGUUCAGCGCUAUUACUGUUGUAUAGUCAGGGAAGUCUAGCGGCCAACGAUACGAACUCAGAUGGCGGCUGUAGACUGAAUACAAGAUGCGAAGAAGGAAUAGUUCUGCCGACUUGGGGAGAUCCAGAUGCCGAUGUAUCGACUGGAAUAAGAGUCGCAAGAGCGUUUGUUUACUGUGUUGUACUUAUGUAUUUCUUCCUCGGCGUCUCAAUCAUCGCUGAUCGCUUUAUGGCAGCAAUUGAAAUAAUUACGUCGAAAGAAAAAGACAUCACAAUUACGGAUAAGAAAACAGGAAAACUACGCGUCGUUACGGUGAAGAUAUGGAACGAAACUGUCUCGAAUUUAACACUGAUGGCGCUUGGCUCUUCGGCUCCCGAGAUAUUGCUAACUGUCAUUGAAGUCUGUGGGAAAAACUUCAAUGCCGGGGAACUUGGACCUUCCACUAUCGUAGGCUCAGCAGCGUUUAAUUUAUUCGUGAUUAUUGCAAUCUGCGUGUAUUCAAUCCCGUGUGAUGAUCAUAGGCAGAUCAAGCAUAUUCAAGUGUUCGCAGUGACUGCUACAUGCUCGCUGUUUGCAUAUAUUUGGUUGUAUAUAAUCGUCGCUGUCAGCUCUCCCAAUAUCGUAAGCGUCUGGGAAGGUCUGCUUACGUUUGCCUUCUUUCCUCUGUUAGUUAUUAUAGCUUGGGGCGCCGAUCGUAAAUUCAACUUCUACCGUUAUCUUAGGAAGAGAGUUCGACGGCAAAAGCGGCAGGGAGUUGUAGUCGUACAGACCGGAGAUUACGAUGUCGUUGCAGUCAAAACAAAAGACGGUUAUAGCCGGAAUACAGAACUUGACGGAAAGUCUUACGACAUGGAAAACGGCGACGUGAACGCGGACCUGGACGAGGAAUCAGAGCUACUGAGCCAUGAUUUGACCGAGGAAAGGAAAAUGAAAGCGAUUCAAGUCGUUCGAGAUAUUCGGCAAAAGAAUCCGAAUGCAGACAAGGAGACGAUCGAUCGUAUAUUGGAGCAGGAAAACCUAAAAGCACAACCGAAAAGUCGUGCAUUCUACCGGAUCGAAGCGACGCGCAAAAUGGUCGGCAGCGGCAGUGUUUUGAAGGCAAAGCACGAGAAAUUAGAGCAGGCAGCCGCUCACUCGAUUGCAGACGUCGAUGUGGAGGUUAACGAACUCGAAGAUCUCGAGAAACAGCAUGUAACACACGUUUUUUUCGACCCACCGCAUUACACAUGUAUUGAAAGUUGUGGGAACCUCUUGGUGACCGUAAUACGCGCGGGAGGUGACGUGAACAAUACCGUGUAUGUUGAUUUCAAGACAGAGGACGGUACCGCGAAAUCUGGCGAGGAUUAUGAACGAACCGAGGGCACGUUGUGCUUCAAACCAGGCGAAACAGUGAAAACCAUAUCGGUGACGAUAAUCGAUGACGAUAUUUUUGAAGAGGACGAACAUUUUAACGUGCGUUUAAGCAACAUUCGUCUCGCAGGGUCGGACGGAAAGCCGGAGAAUUAUGAUGGCACAGCAGGGGUGCUGGGCCAUAACUCAACAGCUGAGAUUGUCAUCCUUGACGAUGAUUACCCUGGAGUGUUCACCUUUCAGGAGCAGAGCAAGACCGUCCCCGAAGCCGAUCGAAUCGUGGUCCUCACCGUGGUCCGACAGCAAGGGGCGAGGGGGAUUGUCAGGGUGCCGUACCACACCAUGGAGGGAACAGCCAAAGGAGGUGGGGAGGCCUUCGAAGACGCUAUUGGCGAAAUGGAAUUUGACAACGAGGAAUACAGUAAAGAUAUCCACAUCGUGAUUGUUGAUGACGAAGAUUAUGAGAAGAAGGAAACAUUUCAGGUUUCUCUUGGCCAGCCUUAUGUGGUGACAGCUGAUGGGGAGCAACCCCCUCCCUCACCCGGGGGAAACACCCCCGAAGAGGAGAGAAUAAGAGAACUGGGGAAACCGAGAUUGGGUGAUAUCAAGACCGUCGAAGUCUCUAUCACUGAAAGCAAAGAAUUCAAAAACACCGUCGACCGACUUUUGGCGAAGGCCAAUCUGGCGUUGGUCGUCGGAACGUCGUCGUGGCGCGAGCAGUUCUCCGACGCCUUUACGGUCGGCGGCGAUGACGAAGACGAUGACGACAGCGGGGAACCGUCCCCCCCGACGUACGGGGAUUAUCUGAUGCAUUAUUUAACCUUAUUCUGGAAGGUUCUUUUUGCCACGGUUCCGCCAACAGAUAUUUGGAGCGGUUGGGCAUGUUUUGUCGUCUCUAUUAUUUGGAUCGGUAUCCUGACGAUGUUUAUCGGUGAUCUGGCGUCUCAUUUCGGUUGCACCAUCGGAUUGUCGGACAGUGUCGUCGCCAUCUCGUUUGUGGCCCUGGGAACAAGCGUACCAGACACAUUCGCCAGCAAGGUUGCGGCAGUUCAAGACGAGUACGCAGACUCCUCGAUUGGUAACGUUACCGGAAGUAACUCAGUCAAUGUCUUCUUGGGUGUCGGUCUCGCGUGGUCACUUGCGGCCAUCGUCCACGCGAUACGCGGGACGGAAUUCGAGGUAGCCGCGGGCUCGCUCGGGUUUUCCGUGCUGAUAUUCUGCAUUUUCGCCAUCACGGCAAUAUUCGUGCUAAUGUUGCGUCGUCACCCCGCGGUCGGUGGUGUCCUGGGCGGACCGAUGAAGUACAAACUACCAACCACCAUAUUCCUUGUCUUUCUCUGGAUAAUGUACAUCAUUCUGUCCUCGCUUGAGGCCUACUGCCACUUCGAGGGCUUCUAAGCUCGAGGAUUUGUACUUUGUAAACAGUUUUCGCAACGUGCCGUUGUAUUUUUUGCAAGCAAUAUUUGUGCUCAUCGUGUUGUAAAAACGUGUCAUAAUGCAUCGUUUGAUUCCAAAUUUUCGAUACGAUUGACCUUAACACUUGCCAUUUUAAAAUCACUGAUUAAAUUCUUGCACGCACUAAGGACCUUAAAUCUGAGCUGUACGGAGGAGUUAACUGAAUGGACUAGACUGUGCCGGCUGGAGUCGAAACGGCUCGAUUUGCGGUGAGGUCUUUGAAGCUGAAAUAGACGUGGACUGUACUGAACUUUGAUUGGUCGAUAUCGGGAGCAACAGGGAGAAGACUGGAUCAUGGGUUGCCGGUCUGCAUUUGCACUGAUGCAGCCGUUAGCCUGAUUUCUGGAUGCGUUGAGCGUUUGAAGAUUUAGAGAAAUAUUUUCGAUGAAGUGGGGUUAUUUAAAAACGAAGAAACUGUGUACAAGAAGAAAUGAGAUGGAAAAAAUAAAGCAGAUUGCACGCAGUUGCUGAGAUGUAUAAAUCUGGUUAACACAAAACGGACGAAGAUAAUAUUUGCACGAUGGAAACUGUUUUGGGAAAUACAGUGCAUUGGAAAUACCGUCGAGUGAAUCGCAAAUUACCUUGUAUUCGCAAAUUACCUUUAUAUUUCUGGGCAUCCUCGUCUGGGCAUUUUCUGCAUUAAGGUUAGGCGUGAAACUUAGGUCAAAAAAGGAAAUAUUGUCGCCCAUCCGGCGACCCGCAAGAUUUUAAAAUACGCGGGCAGGAACUCUGAGUGGGUCUCUGUGUUCAUCUUGUCAUCGGCUUCCAAGAAUCCCCAUUUAUAUCGUUUACAAUUAAUUGGUUAAUAAGGAUGUCAACCACAGCACUUGACAGAGUAAAACACCACUUAAUUUUGAACCGCAUGAUUGAGAUAUCUUUUUCGGGUUUCAAAACAUAGAAUUUAGUCCAAGGGAGACAAAACAAACAAAUGAUGCGGUCUCGUCUUAUUUUCCAAGCACUGUGUUCCACAGAAUCACGGUUUUGAACGCAAUUAAAAUGCCUGUAUGAACAGAAAUUCGAUCGAAUCUUCGACUGAAACAGAUGUGAUAUAUAUUUAGUGAAAGACGAAUAUUUUAUUGAACCGUUAUUAGCUGCCAAUGUAUAGCAGAACAAUUAGAAGUUAGUUAUGUAGUACGAAAUUAUUAGCUCAUUUAGGUAAGGUAUAGUCCAGUAAAUUAAUUUUACACCAAAGUGA